This is a messenger RNA of Pantherophis guttatus, 8495 nucleotides long. RefSeq names its product interleukin 6 cytokine family signal transducer (gene IL6ST). The record is from RefSeq and is a predicted model, not a curated record. Gene Ontology annotation, cellular component: membrane. Lineage: Eukaryota; Metazoa; Chordata; Lepidosauria; Squamata; Colubridae. Gene Ontology annotation, molecular function: protein binding; cytokine receptor activity.
CCGGGUCCGCCAAUGGCGGCCCGAAUGGCUCCUUCCCUUUGGGCCGCCUCGCUGCAGUUACAGCCGAGAAGUCGGUAGCGAAGGAGUCUCCGCCGCUGGGCUCCAGGGCGAUGGUUCGCGGCCUGCCGAGGUUGCGCAAGUAGCCGGGACGAGACGAGAGGCGAAGCGUGACUUGGAUCAAAAUGUUUUCAAAAUGGGGCAUGUCAAUGCAAGGUGUCUACGUUCUCCUGAGCAUUUACUACUUUGGAGUUUCAGAUGGGCUUAUGAACAUGUGUGGCUAUAUCAUCCCAGAGUCACCGGUAGUAUUGUCCAUUGGUUCCAAUUUUACAGCAUUUUGCAUUUUCGAUAAUAAUUGUUCUUAUGGCAAAAUUCGUGCUGAGCAAGUUAUCUGGAAAACAAAAACAACAGUUGUCCCUAAAGAACAAUAUAGCAUAAUAAAUGAAACUGUUUCUAGUGUAACAUUCAGUGAUACUUCUACAUUGGUUUCUCCUCUGACUUGCAACAUUUUAGUACCUGGCGGUUUGGUACAGAACAUCUAUGGAAUUCAAAUUCAACUGGGCUUUCCUCCCGAGAAACCUACAAACUUGAGCUGUAUUGUGAUUCAGACACAAGCAGCAUCCUUUAUUCAAAGAUGUUCCUGGGAACCUGGAAGAGAUACAUUAUUGACCACUAAUUAUACUUUAAAGCAUAGGUGGCCAACUGCAGCACUUCCUGAUUGUAUACCUCAAGAUAGUAAUAAUUCUUGUACCAUUUCUGUUGUCGUCUUUUUUGUUACCGUGGAAAUGUGGGUAGAAGCCAAAAAUGAACUUGGAGUAGCUGAAUCUGACCACAUUGAAUUUGAUCCCAUAUCUUGUGUGAAACCACUGUCUCCACACAAGCUGUCCCUAAAUUCAGGAGAAUUUCCUAGUAUCUUAAGGCUGUCAUGGGAAAACAGAUUUAAUGAACCUCAAGAACUGAAAUAUAAAAUUCAAUAUAAGAUCUUGAACAGCAAUGAUUGGACUGAGAUUCCACCUGUAGAUACAGCUUCGUCGAGAACUUCCUUUACUCUCCAGGAACUCAGGCCAAAUACAGCAUAUCAGAUUAGACUGUGUUGUGCAAUUCAUUCAUCAAAGUACUGGAGUGAAUGGAAUGAAGUAAUUGGAUUCACUGCUGAAGACAAACCAUCUAAAGGACCAGUUCUUUGGCGUAACAUUAAAACUUCUGGCUCAACAGGAAAUUGGACAUUAGGCCUUCUUUGGAAGGAGUUGAGUCCUUCUGAAGCAAAUGGAGUAAUUUUGAAAUAUGAAGUAUCUAUUUCAAGAAGACCGCCACUUUCUUUUCCAACUAGACAUUACACUCUGAAUACAACCAAACUGAUUUUAAAUGUAGAAAAUGGGACAUAUAAUGUGAGCAUUAUAGCAUUUAACAAAAUUGGUAAAUCUCCUACAUCACACUUGCUUAUUCCAGCAACUAAUUCAAAAGCUCCUGUGAAGAAUAUUCUUGCAUUUCCUAAAGAUGGCAAACUCUGGGUAAAUUGGACACCUCCCAGAGAGUCAGUUAGUAAAUACAUAAUUGAAUGGCAAGAAGCUUGUAGCAAUUUAAACUGCCCUACUGAAUGGCAGCAGGAACUUGGCUCAAAACGGAGAACAUUUUUAAAAGGAACCAUAAAGCCAUACAAGCGUUACAUAAUAACAGUAUAUCCAUUAUAUAGUGACGGUCAAGGAGAAGGAGAAUCAACACAGGCCUAUCUUCAACAAGAUGUGCCUGCUAUAGGACCCAAUGUUCGAACAAAGAAACUUGGAAAGUUUGAAGCUAUUUUAGAAUGGGAUCCUCUUUCAGUGGAAGAACAAAAUGGGUUUAUCAAAAACUAUACCAUUUCUUAUAAAACAGCGACUGGAGAUGAAAGAGUUGUGACUGUGGAUCCUUCAAAAACAGAGUACCUACUAUCAUCCUUAUUAAGUAACACUUUGUAUAUGGUGCAUAUGACAGCAUACACAGAAAGUGGAGGAACAGCUGGUUCUCAGUUUACAUUUUCUACAAAUAGAUUUGAGGAUGGAGAAAUAGAAGCAAUUGUUGUUCCUGUCUGCAUAGCAUUUCUUCUAUUUACUUUAUUUGGUGUAUUAGUUUGCUUCAGCAAACGAGAUAUGAUUAAGAAACACAUCUGGCCUAAUGUGCCUGAUCCUUCAAAGAGCGUAAUUGCUCAAUGGUCACCGCAGACACCAGCUAAGCAUUUUAAUUCAAAAGAGGAAAUAUAUCCAGAGGGCAGUUUUACUGAUGUCAGUGUUGUAGAAAUUGAAGCCGAGGACAAGAAAUCCCUUUCAGAUCAAGAUCUGAAGCCUUUUGACUUGCUUAGAAAAGAGAAGAAUGCCUCAGAAGGUCACAGCAGUGGUAUAGGAGGCUCAUCCUGCAUGUCUUCUCCUCGACAAAGUGUUUCAGAUAGUGAUGAAGGGGAACCUGCUCAGAACACUUCCAGCACCGUGCAGUAUUCAACUGUAAUACCCAGUGGCUACCGGGAUCAAACUCCUUCAGUGCAAGUCUUUUCCAGGUCUGAAUCUACACAACCUCUCUUAGAUUUAGAAGAGAGGCCAGAGGAUCAACAGAUUCUUGGAAAUGACAGUUCAAUGCCCAAGCAUCGCUACUUCAAGCAAAAUGGUAGCUGGGAUGACACAGCCACAGAUUUUGAAAAGGAGGAACAGAUUUCUCCAGUAAGUGAGGAAGAUACUACCAGGCUUCCAGCAUCACAAAUGGGUGAACCUGGCCCAGAAAAAGAUCAACAGGGAAUGGACUUCAUAGGUGCAUUUUCUCCUAACCUAAUGGAACAGGCUGGGAAGCUUGAAAACAACACAGAUAUGGUAACCAGUGAAGAGAUGCCCAAAAGCUACCUUCCUCAGACUGUACGGCAAGGUGGUUAUAUGCCCCAGUGAAAAGAAAAUACUGUUGUGCCAUUGCUUUGAUAAGUUAAAUAGUUUUUAAAAACCAUGCUUCAGGUGAAAAUCAGGCUCAUCUAUGGAAGCUAAUUUGGACAACAUGGAAUUUGGGAAAUUUGAAUAGACUUUUAAAGGAAAAUUUCUAGACUUAUACUGAAUGUUUCCUUCAAGCACUACAUAUAUUCAACUUCGUUGAUACAUUUAUUACAUUUCAGUUUUGUCCUGGGCAUUCGACUUUAUUUUUAAUAUAGAAUAUAAAGCUACAUUCAUUUUCAUAAAGACAUACAGGCCAGGAAUUGAUAAUUGCAAAUACUUCUCUGCAGUUAAGACCAUAAGAGGUUAAACUGUACAAUAUGAAUGCUCCGUUUGUGAUUGUCUAGCACCGACAUUUCAAAAAUAGUGUUUUAACUACUGUGAGAGUUAUGCAGAAGCAAAUAGUUUACUACCUAUCUGGCCAAACAUAAUUGCUUCAGGCAGAAUAUAAACAUUACAUGGGUCUAGGACAGCCUCAUAAUUAACUAACUAAAAAUGUUGUUUGCUUGGGCUCUUUCUCUUGACUGUAGCAUGUUACUUGUGUCAGCUAAGGACUGUAUUAAUUGAGUGAAUGAUCAGCUAAUUGAAUCAUGAUUAUGUCCAAAAGUUGACUGCUAAUAUUUCAUGUUGACUUUUGACUACCAGUAUUUCAUGCCUUUUGUAUCUUGCACUUUGAGCCAUAUCUGCAGAAAUGUAAAUACAACAUUUGGAACUCAAUCCUAUAAAGUUAAAUUUGUGUGUAUGCUUAUUUUUAUUACCAUAUAAUCAUAAUUAGGGGUUAAUUGUUAUUAAAGAGGAAUAUAUACCGUUCUUUUGUUAACUGUUAAAAUGCCAGGUUCUGGUAUUCCAUCCUGUGCAUAAUUAUGAAGGCUGGAAACCACGCAGCUGGGUUAUUGAAGACACCAUGCUGAGCUGUGGUCUUUGUUUUUCAGUUCGGUUCUCUCCUACCUAUGAAGAAAUUUAUUCAGUUCUUUUGGGUCAUACUAGUUUAUUAAAAAUAAUUUCCACAAUGCAUUAAUAGCUUGAAUGUCUUUUGAUGCAGUCCAGGAACACUAAAGUUGUAUAAAAAUUAAAGCAUAUUCGAUGGGUUUUUUUAGAUAAUUUUCAGUAUGUGUAUAUAUUGAAACUUUAUAAAUCAUCACCAUGACCAUUUUCAUGAUGUUCUUUUUCUUCAGAAGCAUAUUAUCAGUAGUAGCUGACAUUUAUACAGUAGACAAGCUGAUAAGUUUUACAACACAAGCUCAAAAUAUAACCACAAAUACAUUUAAUCAUUUUCAAAGUUUUCAAGUGUGAAAUUGGCUCGGAACAUGGAUGUAUUCUUGCUUAAAUGGCCUGAUCUUACUCUGCUUUUUCUGCAUCUGUCAUUGUAAUAUUUUCAUGCUUGGAAAUGAAGUCAAUGCACACCUAGUUAAUCACAAAUGUAUUAUGAUUUGGCUGUUCAGUUUGUUUUCGCUUUCUCAGGAAUUCAAAUCAUUUUUUGAAAGUUAACAGUUUAAUGCCUAUCAUUGAAAUUAUCCUAUACUGGAUCCUAGAAAAUGAGCAGAAAUUGUUAAUUGAUGAAAACGGAAUGAAUUGUAAACAUAAUCCACAAUUCUUGCCAAGUUGUCCUCAAAUCUUGGAGGAAGAAUUUCCAAGCAUAAUAGAGCAAUUUGACUCCCUAUCGUAUGGAGUAGCCAGUCCAUUAUUUUGUAUUUCUAUACAUCAAAUUAAAUAUCAUUGCUUUAGGUGAAAACCCCUUUCAAUUUUUUUUGUAAUAGCAGUUCUUAGCUACAUAUCUGAACCUCUAUAUUUUUGAAAGUUUUCAGUCUAUCAUUUAAACAAAGCAUUUUGAACAUGUUUCCUCUUAAAUACAGCAGCUAAAAGUCACCAAUUAAUUUUAUAAUUCCUAUAUUCUAAUUGUGGAAUGCACCAAGAGUGUUCAUUAACAUUAUACAAAAGCACCAUUAUCUAAAUUGGAGAAUGCUAUAUGACAAGGUGUUACUCAAAAAACAAAUUACAUCCCAACAAUGUAACUUCAAAUAUAUAAGAAUGGUGCUCAGAAUUGUAUUACUUCCUUAUAAUUUCUCCAACCUUUUGACCACCUGAAUUAAUCUCAUAGAUUUUUAGAUGGAAAAUCUUUGCAUUGUUAAUUCUCACUUAGCGUAUACAGUAUAAUAUAAUUGCUAGCAUGCAGAGCAUUUUCUCAAAUUCACAAUUACUACCUCAAUCUGGAAAAUGGGUAGAACAUUAUGACAAUGUCUCAAAAAUCCCCCCUAGCAAAGGGAUGGAAAAAGGGCUGGUUCUAAGUACCAGCUCUCAAGCUGGCUUAAUUUUUUUUUUUUAAUGGCCAUCAAACCAAGUUUCCCCAAAAAGGUUUUCAAUAUGAGCAAGGCUCAGAAUAUUGGACUUUGUUUUCUAAAGAUGGAUUACCCGAUGGAAAGAUUUGAUCAUGGAAGUUGAGACAGUCAGCCUCAGUUCCUUCAAGAGUGGAGUUUUUUCUGAUCUCCAAGGAGGAAGUUUUCAGUCUACCCUAACCCUAACCCUUCAUAAGCCCUAUGACUCCUGCUGGAACAGUAUUUUUUUCAAACUUGGCAGCUUUCUGAUGAAUGGAAUGCUGGCUGGGGAAUUCUGUGGUUGAAGUCCCCUCAUCUUAGUUGCCAAGCUGGAAAAACAUUGAAAAGGCUGUCACAGGACAUAUUUCAGCAUAAAUAUAUUUUUACAAAUUCAAUUUAUUAGUCACAUUUUAAGCCUCAAUUUCUUCAUUACUAUGAAACAAAUUAAUCUACCUAUCAGGCCAAUUAUUUUUUAAAUUGAGCAUUGACUCCAGUGUUGGAACUGGAAAACAAUUCUUUUUCUAGCAAUUUAUAUCCUCAUGAUACCUAGCCCUUGGUUUUACCAUUAUUGUGAACAUCCACUCGAGUCGACUUGGUAUUCAGUUCUGCUAAUAAAAUUCAUCAAAUAAAUUGAAUGUUGGAUUGUAAAACACUUAAUUGCCUGUGACAAUAAAUUAGGUACAGAAUAACAUAUGUAACAUUUUUAAUUAAAAUAGUUUAAUUCUGUACCUUGGUUUUUUUUUAAUACAAUGAAGAAGCAAGUAUUCUAGGUUUAUUUUUAUUACAUCUGAAAGUAAUUGAUAUGAUUAGGAAAGUAUUUUGUCUUGAGAUUUAUAAUUACAGCUUCCUUGCAUGUCAAUAGGAACGUUGCUCUUAAUGCCUUAAAGUUGAAGGUAGAUUAGUAGGAAAGGAAGAAAAUACAAGAAAAGUUACAAUGACUUUUUAAGGAUCUUCUGCUUUUUUGUUGUGACCUUUUCCUCAGGUGAAACCAAUAAUUUAACUUAAAUGUUAGUAUAUAUCAAAGCAGUUAUUAAUAAAUGUAGAAUCUGCUUUCUUACAGAAAUAUCCAUUAAGAAUUGAAAAAAUCUUUUAUCAGGUAGGACUAUUCACAGGAUGUGGUCAAAAAAGACAAGAUGUUGACCACAACAAAUGCAAUGCCUUUUUUUUAUAUGUAUUGUGGCCAUCAUUUUGACUUUUUUUGAUCACACCCUGUGGACAACCCGAAGAUGACGACUAUGGAUUUACUCAUGGUUUCCUAUAUAAUUGAUGACUAUAACUAAUUAAAAAUAAGAGGCUAAUUUGUGACAUGAAGUAGCAAUAGCACUUAGACUUAUAUACUGCUUCACAGUGCUUUACAGCCCUCUCUAAACGGUUUACAGAGUCACUAUAUUGUCCCCAACAAUCUGGGUCCUCAUUUUAUCUCUGAAGGAUGGAAGGCUGAGUCAACUUUUGACUUGGUGAGAAUUGAACUCCUGGAGUGAGCAGUGAGUUUGCAGUACUGCAUUCCAUCCACUGCACCACCAUGCCGUGAGGCAUUGUGAUAUCAUCCCAAUAUCACUGUGCCUCAUUAAAAAUGGUGUCCCUGCAUUGGGCUUUUGAUUAGUAUUAAAUCCUAAAAUGGCUGCUUGAUAACUUUCUAUUUCUUUUUGCCUAAUUACCAAUUGUAAAAAAAAAAAUACUUAAAAUGAUUUGAUAAUUGUAAAUUAUAAUUGACCAUGUAUGUUGCUAAAAUCUGGAAUUGUUAAGGUGAAAGGAAUUAGGAAAUGUUCAUUUUCCAUUGUAUGACAAAGUAGCAUUUAGAACAGUGCUUCUCAACUUCAGCAACUAAACUGUGUAGGCUUCAACACCCAUGUUGGCUGGGGAAUUCUGGGAGCUGACGUCCACACAGCUUAAAGUUGCCAAGGUUGAGAAGCGCUGAUUUAGGACUAUAGACUUUUGCAAACUAAUUCAGUAGAUACCUAUCUUGAUCAAUAUACCUUCCGCAGACCUGCUUCCUAUACUAUUGUUUCUAUCCACUAGAUACAUAUCCAACCAACUGGUAUUGUAAACUGAAAGAUUAGAUUAAUCUUUAUGAUUUAUUUCUUGGUCCUUCCACGUAACAGAUUCCUUCUCUAUGGACAAUGGAACUGUAAAAGAAGAUGCCUUUAUACGCAGCUCUUAACUGAAAAGCAUAAAACCAAAAAGAAAAGAUUUAUCUUAAAAAAUAGUUUUUAAAAAAACAAACAAAAGAAGCCAAAGGCAGAAGGGAAAUCUGUUUCCUUCAAGAAAUGAGGAGGGGUUGGGUGGAUGUGAAAGGACAAGGGCAGUACUCAGGACAUACUUCAUAGAAGCUUAUAAACCACACUAUUUGCAUUUAUCAAAUAUUGUUAAAGAGCAUUCAGUCCUAGAUUUAGACUAAGGAAAUAGGAAAUUACUCAUUUUAAAAAGUAUUGUAUUUGAUUUGCAGUUUAAUCUACUAAUAGUGCAAUUUACUGAAAGUAGCCAUAAUGUUUUCACAGAAUGUGUGUUACCUUUAUUUUACAUUUACAGCAGCAAAAUCCUCUUUGCACUCCUUUUGCAAGAAGUGAAAGAGCCUACAGUACAUUUAUCUGGCACAUAUUUACGUGCCUCUACUACCUGGUUAUACCAGAAAGAGUUCACAUUGCCAUUGCCAGACAUUGUUGCUUCACCUUGUUUAACAAUUUCAGUGGACAUAUGGUGCUGACUGAAUUUCUGUCCGUGAAUCUGAGAGAACGGUUCUAAGUGACCUAAGUUUAACUAUUGUACAAGUAGUCUUCUGAUAGCUAAGAAAUUAAGAGUUAAAUUAAAAAGAAACCAAAAUACAUCUCAAAAGUAUGAAUAAGGCAAUCAGGCUGCUGCUGUUGCAAUGAAGAUGUACACAUUCAUUAUUCAUUAUUUGAUCUGAGAAAUCUGGAGAGUCUGGUUUUUAUAGCCAAUUCAGUUUGAAUAAUAUACCAGUAAUCAAGGCCUUUGAUCUUUCCAGAAAGCUGUCCUAAUACCCCUUCCUCAUAAUGUGAAUGCAUGUUUGUUACUGUAUAAAUGUGAAAACACUUAUUGGCAUUUAAAUUUAUAGCUUUCAGUCUUUUCCCUGAAUUGCCAUUUGCGUAUUUUUUUGAAAUCCAUCUAUAAACAAUUACAAAAUUGUUAGAAGAAAGAGCUAUUAUGUUGUUUGUAUUGUUGGCUUUUUUAUUAUGUUUUUAUUGCUUUUAAAAUAAUAAAAAGAAAUUAAUGUCAUUUAAUGCCA